Alligator sinensis (Chinese alligator) is the source of this 915-nucleotide messenger RNA. RefSeq names its product sulfotransferase 6B1-like. Gene Ontology annotation, molecular function: sulfotransferase activity. Gene Ontology annotation, cellular component: cytoplasm. Bases 1 to 915 code for a protein of 304 amino acids. The record is from RefSeq and is a predicted model, not a curated record. Gene Ontology annotation, biological process: sulfation. The transcript is spliced from 7 exons. NCBI's taxonomy places the organism in Eukaryota, Metazoa, Chordata, Crocodylia, Alligatoridae.
AUGGCUGGUCACCAGAACAAAUUGGUUGAUGAAAUAGAGAAAGCGUUAGCAAAGUCUGAAGGGCUUGCCCUUAAGGAUCUGCUGUUCUCUUAUAAGGGAAUCCCAUACCCCUCCAGUGUGUGCAGUGCAGAGACAUUCCAGGCCAUGGAGAACUUAGAAGCCAGAAAAGAUGAUAUCGUGGUGGUGUCCUACCCCAAAUGUGGUGCCAACUGGCUUAUCCAGAUCUUACAUGACCUAAUCUUUACAACUUUACAGAAAAAAAAUGAAACCUCAGAACUGCCAUUUAUUGAAUGUGGAGAUCCAGAAAAAUAUCAGAGGUUGAAACAGUUCCCAUCUCCCAGGAUUUUGGCAACUCAUGUUCCCUAUGAUAUGAUCCCCAAGUCUAUCUUUAAGAAUAAAGCCAAGAUACUGGUGUUGUUUCGAAAUCCUAAAGAUACAGCCGCAUCAUUUUUCCAUUUUCACAACAACGUCCCAUCCAUUCCCAGUUAUAGCUCUUGGGAUGAGUUCUUCUCAGAGUUCAUGAAUGGAAAAGUCAGCUGGGGAUCCUAUUUUGACCAUGCAGUUGCCUGGAAUAAACACAUUGAGGAUGAAAAUGUUCAGAUUUUGAUAUAUGAAGACAUGAAAGAGAACCUGGCUUCAGCAGUAAAGCAAAUUGCUGACUUCUUUGGAUUCUCUCCGAAGGCAGAGCAAAUUCAGUCUAUUUCAGACAGGGCCAGCUUCCAAGCAGUGAGAGAUAAAUCUCAGGAGACACAUGGCUCAGUUGGCCCAAUUCUCUUCCGGAAAGGAACCAUUGGUGAUUGGAAGAGCCUUUUCACUGAAGCUCAGAACCAGCAAAUGGAUGCCAAAUUUAAAGCGUCUUUAGGUGGAACAAAGUUGGGAGCAAUGCUGAAGUAUGAUGUACACUGCAAAGCCUGA